Messenger RNA from Macadamia integrifolia, 873 nucleotides. RefSeq names its product outer envelope pore protein 16, chloroplastic-like. Gene Ontology annotation, biological process: protein import into chloroplast stroma. Gene Ontology annotation, cellular component: chloroplast outer membrane. The transcript has 6 exons. The record is from RefSeq and is a predicted model, not a curated record. NCBI's taxonomy places the organism in Eukaryota, Viridiplantae, Streptophyta, Magnoliopsida, Proteales, Proteaceae. The coding region runs from base 219 to 659 and encodes 146 amino acids. Gene Ontology annotation, molecular function: amino acid transmembrane transporter activity.
ACAGAUUCUGACACAAACAGACAGCGAGCUAUCCCCGAGCGAGCUAUCCAAUCUCACUCCAAACUCCAAAGAGUAGCAGGUCAGUGGAAGUGUCGAAUUUAAUCAUUUCUCUGGGUUGAGUUCUUUGAUUUCUCAUAAAAUAAGUAGCAGAUUGUCAUGGAUUUCCGUUCCUCAGAGAGUGAUCAAAGUUAGUGGCCAACUACGAAGAUCGGAAGAAGAUGCCGAGCAGCAGGUUUUCAAGUUCAUUCUCAUCUCCUGAUGUCAGUGUUACCAUAGACAUGGGAAAUCCGUUUCUUAAUCGCACCGUCGAUGGCUUCUUGAAGAUCGGAACUAUCGCGGCGGCAAGAGUAGGAGCUGAGGAAAUGUUUCACUGUAUUCGCAAAGGGAGUAUUUCCGAACACAAAUUGGAGCACUCGCUGAAGAAGAUGUGCAAGGAGGGUGCUUAUUGGGGGACUGUGGCUGGUGUCUAUGUGGGUAUGGAGUAUGGGAUGGAGAGGAUCCGUGGCACAAGAGACUGGAAAAAUGCGAUGCUUGGGGGUGCAGUAAGUGGGGCUCUGAUAUCUGCAGUCAGCAACAGCAGUAGAGAAAAAGUCGUGGUGGAUGCUAUUACAGGAGCUGCCGUUGCUACUGCUGCUGAGUUCCUUCAUUAUCUUACUUGAAUAGAAAAGAAACGGAACAACUUCCUACCUCUCUGCAGAUUGUGAAAAAGAAGGAAAGAAAACACUAUCUACUAUUUUGCUUUCUCUUUUUGACUCUUUAUGUAGUAAAUAAUGACUAAUUUGUUCUGUUGAUCAAAUACUAUCUGAAUUUAUGUCAAUUGGAUGUUGAAUGGUUACCAUGGCUGAUAAUAGCAGAAUGAGGGAAAUUUUCAUU